Ochotona curzoniae (black-lipped pika) is the source of this 2874-nucleotide messenger RNA. RefSeq names its product solute carrier family 10 member 5 (gene SLC10A5). Gene Ontology annotation, cellular component: membrane. Bases 471 to 1778 code for a protein of 435 amino acids. The record is from RefSeq and is a predicted model, not a curated record. Gene Ontology annotation, biological process: bile acid and bile salt transport. NCBI's taxonomy places the organism in Eukaryota, Metazoa, Chordata, Mammalia, Lagomorpha, Ochotonidae. The transcript has a single exon. Gene Ontology annotation, molecular function: bile acid:sodium symporter activity.
GGGAAGUGCAGCAGCUGGGACUUGAAGCAGCACCCGUAUGUGAUGCCAGCACUGCAGACAGCAGCUUUACUGGCUCCACCAUUGUGCCAACUCCUGGCAUACACUUUUCUUAGCAAGGAAGGAAAGUAAAAAAUGGUGACAUAGAGGCUUUAAAAUUGGACAAAGAGAAGGCUGUUCUUUUCAUGAAGAGAAAUAAGGAAGUCAGGAGGAAGGAGAUUCGGUUUCUUCUGUGAUAAAUUGAAUCACUUUGGUGCCAUGGCUUUUAAUUUUUCUGCCCUACACGUUAAGCAGGUUGUGUCAUUCACUAGAUAGCUUGUAUUAGUUUAAAGAGAACAGUCCCUCCCACUGGACCUUGACCCAGUAAAAACAACUAUUGCCUAACUCAACUUCUCAUAGUUAGUGGAACACCUGUAUAACAAAUCUUUUUUGUAAAAGUGGUUUUGUAUAUAUGCAUUUUUUAAGUUGUAAAAAUGAAUGGAAAAUUUUUUAUGACCCUGCUUUUGCUGUUUGUGCCGCUGGGAGAGGCACGGAAAUCGUUUCUCAGUUUUCGGAAUACAGGAAAAGCUGUCACACUACUCUUCAUGGAGCCUGAAGAAACCAUCGUUGUGAAGUCGAGUUACACAGGUAACUACAGCUACAUCAUCGUGCAAUUAGAAGAUCCAAAAAUGCUGCAAGUGGUGAAUGUGACCAAGACCCCAUCAGAUGCCACAGAUUUUACCAUAAACCUGGUGACAGGUGAAGAAGGAGAGACAAAUCUGACUAUUCAGCUCUGGGAUUCUGAAGGUAGGCAAGAAAAACUACUUAAAGAAAUAAAGAAUGUCAAAGUCAAGGUGCAGAAACCAAGACAAGACAGUCCUUUCCAAGCGUCGUGGCUUAUUGACAGAAAUAUCCUAUUGCUUCUUUUACCAAUGAUAUUGUUAAACAAAUGUGCUUUUGGCUGCAAGAUUGAACUACAGGUGUUUCACACGGUAUGGAAGAGACCUUUGCCAAUAAUUCUUGGAAUAGUAACACAGUUUUUUCUUAUGCCAUUUUGUGGAUUUCUUUUGUCUCAGAUUUUAGCUUUGCCUUUGGUACAAGCUUUUGGCUUCAUUAUGACCUGCACUUGCCCAGGAGGAGGAGGGGGUUAUCUCUUCGCGCUGCUUCUAGAAGGAGAUGUCACUUUGGCUAUUUUAAUGACAUGCAUAUCAACAUCAUUAGCCCUGAUAAUGAUGCCUAUCAAUUCUUACAUAUAUAGCAGGCUAUUAGGACUGUCAGGAACAUUUCAUGUUCCCGUUUCUAAAAUUGUGUCAACACUCCUUUUCAUACUACUACCAGUAUCAGUUGGCAUAGUGAUCAAGUACAAAGUACCCGAGAAAGCAAAGUUUUUAGAGAGAAUAAUUAGACCUUUGAGUUUCAGUUUAAUGUUUGCAGGGAUUUAUUUGACUUUCAGAAUGGGAUUUGUAUUUCUAAAAACAGUUAAUCUAGAGGUGCUCCUGCUGGGUCUCUUAGUUCCUGCUUUGGGUUUACUGUUUGGGUAUUCCUUUGCUAAAGUCUGUAUGCUGUCUCUUCCUGUUUGUAAAACUGUUGCUAUUGAGAGCGGGAUGUUAAAUAGCUUGUUAGCCCUCGCCAUUAUCCAGUUGUCUUUCUCACAGUCCAGGGCAGACUUGGCGUCUGUGGCCCCUUUCACGGUAGCCCUGUGUUCCGCUUGUGAAAUGCUACUGAUCCUUCUGAUUUACAAGACUAAGAAAAGAUUUAUCCUUACUGCAGAAAUUAAAAGACAAAAAAUCCCCCAGGUCUAACAAAGCAGUACUAAACUCCUACACUGAGUAGCAUACUGUGGGAGAUCCAAAUAGGCAAAAUGAUGCUGUUCUUAAAGCUAUUUAUUAUCUAGUUAAAACUGUAAAAUGUAAAAAAAAGUCUGUAUAUAAACCAUUAUGCUAAGUAUGCAAGGAGCUUAGCAUAUUAUUCAGGAGCAGAUAAAAGUGGCAUUUUCACAACUAAGUUCGUAUGAGAAUGUAUUAGAGAGGACGGUGUGAAUAUGCCAUCUUACUAUAGUGUCAUAACGAAAAAGGAGCAAAGCCACGCUCUAUUGAGUGUGAUACAACCUAAAUAUUUAAGGAAGGGAGAUCCACAUAGGAGACAGUCACAAAAACAGCCUCUCAGUGAAGGAGUGUGUAAAUUCCUAUUGGAGCUCACACUGGCUCAUUAGAAGCAGUGUCUUAAACCAAAUGAAGCACCUCUGCUCCCAUAGCUGUACUUCCUCCUGUCCUCCAUGUCUUGCACCAAAGAUAUUAUGGUUUAUCCAGAAACACGGGGCUGUCUCUUCUCCUUACACUUUGUCCUACUCUCUUUUUUCUUAAUAUUCAAGCUAUUUCCUAUAGAAAUAUUCUGUAAUAUAUUUCCCUCAGUUUAUGCCCUUCCCAGUAUGGUACUUCCCUUCUGCCUUCAUUUACUUCUUCCCUAAACCUUUCUAAAUUGGUUUUUGGUUUCUGUCUACCCUCCAGUCACUGUCAGAUGAAUCUUGAAAAUCUAACUUUGAUGAUAUAAUUUCCUUGUAAUGAAGAUUUUUUUGACUUUUAAAUUGUCUUUAUUCCUUCAUAUGUUAUGUAUUACAUUCUAUUGUCUAACUUUAAUCUAAUUUGAUCUCAUCUCCUGAUUCCUGAUAUUCAUCGUUUCCUUUAGUCAAAUUAAAUGACAUGACAUCCAUGCAAACCAACCUGCCUCUUUGUACAACUAUUUGUGUUUUACUUGAUUCCUCCUCUUUUGCUCUGUGUCUGUGAACUAAGAGUCAUGUUUAUUCAUUUUAUACUCCCUGUAAUAUCUAGCACAAUAUAUUCAAUGUGCUAAUUAAAAAAAGUACUGAAGCACAGGCUGGAACCCAAAUGAACAAAGUGG